Linum tenue is the source of this 1960-nucleotide messenger RNA. NCBI's taxonomy places the organism in Eukaryota, Viridiplantae, Streptophyta, Magnoliopsida, Malpighiales, Linaceae. The record is from the annotation of a GenBank genome assembly.
AUGUAAUAUAAUCUUCCAUCGGCCCUCCUCUGGAAACAUCUUUCUUCUACAUUACAGAAUCAUCCAGUCCUCCAUUUGGGUUAUCAGAGUUCCAUGUCUAUAUAAUCUCCUGAAACUACUUCUUCUUCUUCUUCUUCUUCAACUUGCUCUGUUCCUGAGGAAUUGCUAACGAUGAAUCAACCUGAAGAGUCCUGCUCGUCCGGAAUCCUGCAGAACCAUUGUCGAGAAGAAAAGCAAGAAUGCAACGACGACAACAACCUGCCACAAAUCACGCAGGAGCUCCGCAAGUUGCUGAAACUGGCAGGACCCUUGCUCUUCGUCAGUCUCCUGCAGUUCAGCCUCCAGAUCACGUCGGUCAUCUUCGUCGGCCACCUCGGCGCGCUCCACCUCGCCUCCGCUUCCCUAACAACCUCGAUCGCCGGCCUAACCGGUUACAACGUCAUGAUAGGGAUGGCGGCGGCACUCGAGACGCUCUGCGGGCGAGCCUACGGAGCGAAACAGCCCCACAUGCUCGGCAUCCACACGCAGAGAGCAAUGCUGACGUUCACAAUCCUCUGCAUCCCGAUCUCGGUCCUGUGGUCCUUCACGGGACCGAUCCUCAGGUUCCUGAAGCAGAACGAGGCGAUCUCGACGCUCGCGGGUGAGUCCACGCCCUGGCUGAUCCCGAGCAUUUUCCCGUUCGGGAUCAUCCAGUGUCAGAACCGCUUCCUGCAGACGCAGAACAUCACGCUGCCCCAGAUGGUGAGCAGCGCGGUGGGCUGCGUCGUCCACGCCCUGUCCUGCUGGGUGCUCAUUUUCAGGCUCGACAUGGGGAACAGGGGAGCCUGCCUCGCCAACGGCGUCACUUACUCGACGGUCGCGGUCAUGCUUACCGCCUACAUCAAGUUCUCGGGUCGGUGUGACGAUACCUGGACCGGUUUCAGCCUGGAGUGUGCUCGAGACGUCGUUUCGUUCCUGAGGUUAGGCGUGCCUUCGGGGCUCAUGACGUGUUUGGAGUUUUGGUCUUAUCAGGUUUUCAUCAUACUGGCUGGACUCCUCCCAAAUGCACAACUUGAGACCUCUAUGAUGUUGAUCAGCCUCAACACAUCCGCCAUGGCGUUCAGGAUCCCCAUGAGCCUUGGCAGCGCCAUAAGCACCAGAGUGUCCAAGGAACUGGGCGCCGGCAAUCCAGAGGCAGCCAGGCUGGCCGUACGGGUGGUGCUAUUCCUAGUCGUUUUCCAGGGGCUGCUGGCGAGCUCCAUCGCCACCGCGGCUCGCCACGUGUUGGGAUUCUUGUACACCGACGACAGGCGAUUGGUCGUAUACUUGGCUAGUGUCGUUCCGAUUCUCGCUGCAUCCAACUUCAUCGAUGGAAUCCAUGGCGUCUUGUCAGGUUGCGCCAGAGGAUGCGGGUGGCAGGAAAGAGUUGCGUACAUAAGCUUGGGUUCCUAUUACCUUGUCGGGAUUCCGGUUGCUGCCAGCUUUACCUUCCUAGGCCAUCUUCAAGGAAAGGGGUUUUUGCUGGGGAUUAUUGCCGGGAGCACGGUGAAGGCCGGUGCGCUGUUGAUCAUGACAAUCGGGACCAACUGGGAGCACGAAGCGAAGAAAGCGAAGAGAAAUGUGGAUGCGUCGAGUCUUCCUGUAGAGAUGCUACGUUCAGCGAGUAGGUCCUGUUCCAUGGAGAGGCGCCGGAGCUUUCAGGGAAGUGUUUCCGCCUGACCGCCAUCAUAACAACCGGCAAUAGAUGUUGAAUCUUGUAGAGAGUUAUACGCGUAAUAUGCUUUUUUUGUCUUGUAAUUUUGUUUUUUUUUUCUCGAUUGUGUGUUUGUAUUAUAAAUCACAGAAGAAUUCUCAAAUAAUACGUCUCAAUUAGUUUUUCACCCCAAAUUUGUUAAAUCCAAGGUUGUCAACCUGUUCUAAUCUGUUGGUACGGUCGAGGAAGUGGGUUGAGCGUUAAUGGGCCGACCGGUUUAGCCCGGUU